This is a messenger RNA of Mesitornis unicolor (brown roatelo), 1311 nucleotides long. Its product is annotated as keratin, type I cytoskeletal 10-like. The record is from RefSeq and is a predicted model, not a curated record. Gene Ontology annotation, molecular function: structural molecule activity. Lineage: Eukaryota; Metazoa; Chordata; Aves; Mesitornithiformes; Mesitornithidae. The coding region runs from base 49 to 1311 and encodes 420 amino acids. The transcript has 6 exons.
UGUGCAUCCUGCUUUGAGCUUCUGCUUGCAUUUCCAACCGCUGUCACCAUGAGUUGCAACAUUAAGGAGACGAUCACGGUGUCUAGCAAAGGCAGGAGCAGUGGUGGCAGCUGCAUCAUUGGUGGUGGUGGCGGAGCACGGAUUUCUUCCUAUGGGAUAGGCAGUGGCAGAGGCUUUUCUGGAAGGAGUUACUGCGGAGGAGUGAAUUAUGCAGGGGGACUGAGUGUUGGUAGCUUGGCUGGUGGGAGCUAUGGCGGUGGCAACUGCUAUGGCAACGGCCUGGGUUUUGGCCUCGGGGGCGGUGUGGUUGUUGGUGGGCUUGGUGGCGACUGCUUGCUGUCGUCCUGCGACGAGAAGGUCACCAUGCAAAAUCUCAACGACCGCCUGGCUUCCUACCUGGACAAGGUGAAGUGCUUGGAGAAGGAGAAUGCGGAGCUGGAGUGCAGGAUCAGGGAGUGGUAUGCUACGCAGGGCCUCUCCUGCGAGCCCCGCGACUACAGCUGCUACUACAAGGAAAUCGAAGAUCUGCAAAAUCAGAUUGUCUGUGCAACCAUUGACAACAACAAGAUCAUUCUGGACAUCGACAACAGCAGGAUGGCAGCUGAUGACUUCCGUGUGAAGUACGAGACGGAGCUGGCCCUGCGGCAGAGCGUGGAGGCCGACAUCAACGGCCUGCGCCAGGUCCUGGACCAGCUGACGCUCUGCAGGUCGGACCUGGAGGCACAGCUGGAGUCGCUGCGGGAGGAGCUCUGCUGCCUGAAGAAGAACCACGAGGAGGAAAUGAAUUGUCUGAGAAAGCAAUCAACUGGAGAUGUGAGUGUGGAGGUCAAUGCCUGCCCUGGACCAGACCUCAGGCAGAUUUUGGAGGAUUUGAGAUGCCAGUAUGAAACACUGAUAGCGCGCAACCGCAAGGAAGUUGAGGAUUGGUACGAGUGCAAGAUUGAGGAAGUGAAUCGGGAGGUGAUUACAAGCGGGCAGGAGGUAGAGACGUGCAACAACCAGGUCACGGAACUGAGACGCCAAUUGCAAGCGCUGGAGAUCGAUCUCCAGGCCCAGCUCAGCCAGACCCAGAAUAACCUGGAGUCCUCCCUGGCUGAGACCGAGUGCCAGUACAACUCCCUCCUCGGGGAGCUGCAGAACCAGAUCACGUGCGUGGAGCAGCAGUUGGCUGAGAUCAGAGCGGAAAUCGAGUGCCAGAACCAGGAGUACAAGACCCUGUUGGACGUCAAGUGCCGUCUGGAGCAGGAGAUCCAGACCUACCGGUGCUUGUUGGAAGGAGGACAGCAGGACCUCAUGUAUGUAAACCUCUAA